CCUCUCGCCUUCCAUUUUCCCACCAUCGUGCUCACACGUUCACAGGAAGACCAUGGACUCAUUACCAACACGACCUGUUAACAGUCAUGCAGAGCCACAGGCCUCGGCAGCGGCCCCAGAGCUCACUACUUCUGGAAAGCUGAAAAAGAGAUUUGUUGGCAAGGCUAGGAGGCAGCAGCAGCAAUCAGCCGAAGGCUCCGACCCAACCAUCGAAGACUCUGCCGUGGCUAUUAGAGAUUCAACAAAAAGUGCGGGAUCCAACGGUAGACCAAGAGUCGCAAACCAGGUGCCCGACGAGAUCCUGAACGAUGCCAAGCUGAAUCUUGCCAUUGAGCAACUCCCAGCCAACUACAGCUUCGAGAUUCAUAAGACAGUCUGGAGCGUACGGAAGGCAGGAGCGAAGAAAGUGGCACUGCAGUUCCCAGAGGGCUUACUGAUAUUUGCCUGUACUAUAUCGGAUAUCUUGGAAAAGUUCUGCGGCGUCGAGACUUUAGUCAUGGGAGAUGUCACUUACGGAGCAUGCUGCAUCGACGACUUCACGGCAGUGGCCUUGGGAUGUGAUUUUAUGGUUCAUUAUGGCCACAGCUGUCUCGUUCCUGUGGACGUAACGACUAUCAAGACGCUCUAUGUCUUUGUGGAUAUCGGAAUCGACGUUCAACAUUUUAUCGCAACUGUCCGCAAAAACUUUGAGCGUGGCUCCAAACUCGUCCUUGUCGGCGUAAUCCAAUUCGUACAGGCGAUUCAGUCUGCGCGCCGGGAACUCGAAAUCGACUAUGUGCUCAAUGUCCCACAGGCGAAACCGCUAUCACCAGCCGAGAUCUUGGGUUGCACAUCACCACAGUUGCCAAAGAACGAGGAUGCGUUGAUCUUUUUGGGAGAUGGACGGUUUCAUUUAGAGUCAAUCAUGAUUCAUAAUCCGGAUCUGCCGGCAUUCAGAUAUGAUCCGUACAGCAAAAAGUUCACGAGAGAGAGGUACGAUCAUGCGGAUAUGCAUUCAUUGAGAAAGCAUGCGAUCGAGACCGCCAAGAAGGCCAAGCGUUUCGGAUUAAUCUUAGGAACUCUGGGACGGCAAGGAAGCACAUCGAUCCUCGAGCACAUGGAGAUGAAGCUGAAGGAGCGCGGCUGUGACUAUACCAUCAUCCUGUUGUCUGAGAUCUUUCCAGGAAAGCUGGCCAUGUUUGAGGACAUGGAUGCAUUUAUUCAAAUUGCUUGUCCACGUCUAUCGAUCGAUUGGGGCUACGCAUUUACAAAGCCAUUGUUAACACCGUAUGAGGCCUCGGUCGUGUUCGAGUCCGUAGCCUGGCAGGAGGUCUAUCCCAUGGACUUUUACUCAAACGAUUCGCUGGGACCCUGGACAGUCAAUCAUGGAAGAAAUAUUAAGAAAAAACCAGCAAUGGGAGCAAAGACCUUGAAGUCAAAUACAAGAGUGAAAGAUGUGUCCCCUUCUGCAGAGGAACCGUCGGAGCCCGCGUCACCAGUAUCAGCAUCAAUACCAGCACCAGCUUCGUAGUCCGUAAUAAAUAUUAUGCAUCACGUGUUUUUGAAGGUGCUGGCUGACACGAACACUUGGCGCUCUCUACCCUCUGUGUGU
Gamsiella multidivaricata is the source of this 1591-nucleotide messenger RNA. Its product is annotated as putative diphthamide synthesis protein-domain-containing protein. Gene Ontology annotation, biological process: protein histidyl modification to diphthamide. The transcript is spliced from 5 exons. NCBI's taxonomy places the organism in Eukaryota, Fungi, Mortierellomycota, Mortierellomycetes, Mortierellales, Mortierellaceae. Gene Ontology annotation, molecular function: 2-(3-amino-3-carboxypropyl)histidine synthase activity. The record is from RefSeq and is a predicted model, not a curated record. The coding region runs from base 53 to 1510 and encodes 485 amino acids.